GAAGAAAAUCUCAUUAUGGCACCAUCGGGAAGAAAGCAUGGAGGAAAAGCUGGUAAACCAGCACAGGAAGAUCAAGCCAUACCUGCCUAUGACUUUCAGGAGGAAAGAAAAGAGCUGAGUGGAUCAGAGGAAGAUAUUAGAGAAGGCGAAACACCGGUAAUGGACAAGCAUGGAAAGAAGAGAGCUUUGGUGACUACUCAUGUCGUUCCAGAUGAUGUGGGGGGUGAAGUACAGAAUAUGCUGGAAAGAUUUGGAGCUGACAUUAACAAGGCUUUGUUAGCUAAGAGGAAAAGAUUAGAAAUGUAUACGAAAGCCUCACUCAAAACCAGUAACCAGAAGAUUGAACAUGUUUGGAAAACACAGCAGGAGCAAAGGCAGAAGCUCAAUCAUGAGUUCUCCCAGCAGUUCCUGACUUUAUUUCAGCAAUGGGAUGUAGAUGUGCAGAAAGCAGAGGAGCAGGAAGAAAAACUAGCGAAUAUGUUUCGUCAGCAACAAAAAGUUUUUCAACAGGCAAGAGUAGUUCAGAGUCAGAGACUGAAAACCAUUAAGCAACUCUAUGAGCAAUUUUUAAAGAGCAUGGAAGAGCUGGAAAAGAGCAAUGAAAAUCUUCUAGCUGGUGCACAAAGUGAACUUCGCAAAGAAAUGGCAAUGUUGCAGAAGAAGAUUAUGAUGGACACCCAACAGCAGGAGAUGGCAACUGUUCGCAAGUCUCUUCAGUCCAUGUUAUUCUGAUGGCUCAAUGGAGAAACAACUUGUACCUAAGUGACACGAUACAAGUAUAGGCAUUAGCCAUAGAGAAGUAUGUUAAGAUUUAAAUGUUUUAAAGUUCCUAUUAAGCAUUUUCAUGGAUUGUUCUAAUCUUGUGUCUGAUAAUGUUGU
Haliaeetus leucocephalus (bald eagle) is the source of this 879-nucleotide messenger RNA. RefSeq names its product synaptonemal complex protein 3 (gene SYCP3). Gene Ontology annotation, biological process: meiotic cell cycle; spermatid development. The record is from RefSeq and is a predicted model, not a curated record. Gene Ontology annotation, cellular component: synaptonemal complex. The transcript is spliced from 8 exons. Bases 16 to 732 code for a protein of 238 amino acids. Lineage: Eukaryota; Metazoa; Chordata; Aves; Accipitriformes; Accipitridae.